Grus americana (Whooping crane) is the source of this 3796-nucleotide messenger RNA. Its product is annotated as E3 ubiquitin-protein ligase TRIM41-like. The coding region runs from base 732 to 2657 and encodes 641 amino acids. Gene Ontology annotation, molecular function: zinc ion binding; protein binding. The record is from RefSeq and is a predicted model, not a curated record. The transcript has 6 exons. Lineage: Eukaryota; Metazoa; Chordata; Aves; Gruiformes; Gruidae.
GACGGGGGCAACGGGCUUCCGCCCACUCGGUUACUUAGCAACGCGCCGCCGGCUCCUAGCGCGCCACUUCCGGUCAGGUGCCGGUAAAGGGGCGGGGUUUAUAGCGGGAGGCCGGAAAGCGGAAGCGUUGUGGCGUUUCCCGUCCGUUGGGGGAGCUCCCACCAUAGAGAGCAGCGGGGGCGGGAGGGCGGAUAGAGCGUCUUCCCCGGGACCGGGCUGGGGUCGGCGAGCGGCGGGGCAGUGACAGGGCAGCGGCCCAGCGAGGGCGGCACCUCCGGGCCUGGCUGGGCUGAGGCUGGGGUCAGGCCCGGCGCCGGGGAUCGCUGUGGGGAGCGGUGAGGCCUAGAGCCCGGCCCCGCUGUGUGUGGGGGGGGUUGCUUGGGGGAGCAGUGAGGCCUCCACCGGGGCCCGGUGAGCCUUCGGGGUGCUGUGGGGUGGCGAGCAAGGCCAGGCCCGGUUGGGGGGGGGGGCGGAACGGGGCCAGUCCCCGGUUUUGGGGGACGGGGGUUGCUGAAGCAAAGCAAUAGCGAAGGGUAGAGCAGCGCCCGGCCCUGGAGGGGGGGAAAGGAGAGAGGCUGAAAGAGGAAGCGACACCCCAAGGGCUCGGUGGCACCUGGGUGGGGACCGGCCACCCUUCCGGGUUCGAGCUGGUGCCCACCCCAGCGUAGGGAACACCAGGGGGUCAACAGGACCCUGUGAGGAAGAGGAGAAUCUCUGGGCCUUCCCUCCCCAUGGCGGCCACAGCAGUUUUAGGAGAUGGGGUCCCUUCGGGGGGCUCCAGCGGGCGGCUGAAUCCAGUGGAGACGCUGCAGGAGGAAGCCAUUUGUGCCAUCUGCUUGGACUAUUUCGUGGACCCCGUUUCCAUCGGUUGCGGGCACAAUUUCUGCCGCGUCUGCAUCUCGCAGCUGUGGGGCGGUGAGGCUGAGUACGAGGUGGGCCCAGGGGCCACGGCGGUCGGCAGCGGAGAGGUGGGGAUGGGUGACGUGCUGGAGGAGGAUCUGGAGGAUGAGGAGGAUGAGCUGGAUGAGGAUGAGCUGGACGUAGAGCAGGAGGAGGAGGAGGAGGAGGGUGGUGCAGAGGAGGAGGAAGAAGACAUGUGGAGCGAGGAAGAGGACGAUGCCGAUCUCUGGGAAGAUCCCGUGGAGGAGGACAUGUGGGACAGUGGGGUCAGGGGAGAGCUUUACUUUGGGGACGAGGACUAUGAUGAGGAUGUGAUGGAGGAAGACGUGGAGGAAGAGGAGGAGGUGGAAGAAGAGGAAGAAGAGGUGCAGACACCUCCUCCCCCUGUCCUGGCCACGCGGCCUCGACGCCUCCAGACCUUCACCUGCCCACAAUGCCGAAAAACCUUUUUCCAGAGGAAUUUCCGACCCAACCUUCAGCUGGCCAACAUGGUGCAAAUCAUCCGCCAGCUGCACCCGCACCCCCAGCGCCUUGCGCCGCCCGCCGCUGGUCCCUCGGUUUCGGGAGCCACUGUGGGAGUCCCGGGGGUCCUGGUAGCGGUGGGAGGUCAGGGGCCACCAAAUCUGUGUGAGAAGCACCAGGAACCCCUCAAGCUCUUCUGCGAGGUGGACGAACAAGCCAUCUGUGUGGUGUGCAGGGAGUCACGGAGCCACAAGCAUCACAGCGUCGUCCCUCUCGAGGAGGUUGUGCAGGAUUAUAAGAACAAACUGCAGAGCCACCUGGAGCCGCUGAAGAAGAAGCUGGAUGUGGUCCUGAAGCAGAAAUCCAACGAGGAGGAGAAAAUCACAGAGCUGAGGGACAAGAUGAAGCUGGAGAUCAAGGAAUUCGAGUCGGAUUUUGAGGUGCUGCACCAGUUCCUCAUCGGAGAGCAGGUCCUGCUCUUACAUCAGCUGGAGGAACGCUACGAGAGCCUGUUGGCCCGUCAGAGCAGCAACAUCAGCCAGCUGGAAGAGCAGAGCGCAGCCCUCAGCCGGCUCAUCGCCGAGGCGGAGGACAAGAGCAAACAGGAUGGGCUGCAACUGCUCAAGGACAUCAAAGGCACUUUUAUCAGAUGCGAGAACAUCAAAUUCCAGGAGCCCGAGAUGGUGCCGGUGGACGUGGGGAAAAAAUAUCGCAACUACUUUCUGCAGGAUGUGGUGAUGAGGAAGAUGGAGAAAGUCUUCAGUAAAGUCCCUCAAGCUGAUGUCACCCUCGACCCCGACACAGCCCACCCCCGCUUGAGCCUCUCCCUGGACCGACGCAGCGUCAAGCUGGGCGAACGCCGCCAGGAUCUGCCGGACAACCCAAAACGUUUCGAUUCGGAUUAUUGCGUGCUGGGUUCCCAGGGCUUCACCACCGGUCGUCACUACUGGGAGGUGGAAGUGGGAGGCCGACGAGGUUGGGCGGUGGGCGCAGCCCGCGAAACAGCUCGUCGUAAAGAGAAAACAGUGGGUCCUCACCAAAAACGGGAAAUUUGGUGUGUGGGCACCAACGGGAAGAAGUACCAAGCAUUGACGGCCACGGAGCAGACGGCGCUGUCGCCCAGCGAACGGCCCCGGCGCUUCGGUGUCUACCUGGACUACGAGCGGGGCCAACUCUGCUUCUACAAUGCCGAGAGCAUGACCCACAUCCACACCUUCAACGCCUCCUUCCACGAGCGCAUCUUCCCCUUCUUUCGCAUCUUGGCCAAGGGCACCCGCAUCAAAAUCUGCGCCUGACCAGCUGUCCCUCGCCCUCCCUGCUGGCUGCCUCUACCCACGCUGGAUCCGGCCUCACCCUGGGAUCCAGCUUUGCACAUGGCCACACUCUUCCCCCUCCUCCCCCCUUGAAUCCCUCGGGAUUCCGUUUUGGGAUCCAACGCUGCACUUGUCGUCUUGCACUUGCUUGCUCACAAGGCCUCUUUCCUCGACCUCCCGUCCCUCCUGCCAGCUCCUUCCCGGGAUCUCGCCGCCGUCGUACUGCCGAUCCAAAGCUGGUUUGGAAGAGGGCAGGAUCUGCCUCAGAGGCGUUUUCACUUCGCUGCUCCUCUUUCCCUCUUCCCGAUCUUCCAGCCUAAAGUUUUCCAGUGCAUUUUCUGCCCGUGUUGUGCCCACGGUUGAGGUUUGAGGAGCGUCUUGGCUCUCUCUGGAUGCAGAGCUUGAGCUCCUGGAGGAAGCAGCGGGGGGGGGGGGGGGGGGUGUGUGUGUCUGUGCAUCAAGGAGCUUCUUGAAACUCCACCAUCUUCCCAAAUUCAGUGGCUUUCAUGUCCCAGUUGCGCCAAGGUGUCUGGGUUUGUUGGGAUUUGCCUUCUGAGCGUCUUCAGCCCCCAGCUGGUGUUUGGACCCAGAGUCGAACCCAUUUUAACCUGCGAUCUUCUCCUGUUCCUUGCUUUCUGUGUCACUUUUUUUUUUUUUUGUUGGGGAGGGGAUCUCAGAUGUCCUAACCCCCCCAAUUCCCUUCGUAACCAUUUCUUGUGGGCCUGGCACUUUAUUCGGGGCCGAGGAGGGUGCAAAGAGCUGGUUUUCUCCUCCAGAGUCGGCACGUCCCAGCCGUGGGGGUAGGAACCGGCCUCCCGUUUUCCCCUUGCAGCUUGAGAGCUCUCAGAGUUGGGGAUAUUUAUUUUCUCUCCCCCUGCCCCUCCAUUUUUUUUUCUUGGCUGUUGUUGAGUUUCCAGCUGAAUCCUGUCCCACUCGAGAGACUCUGACUGCACCAGUUGUGUUUUAUUCUUUUUUUUUUUUGUUGGUGGAUUGGUAUUUUUUUUCCUGUUGGCGUUACAGAGCUAGUUCAAAAUAUUUUUGGCUAAAAUAAGAAUUAAAUGGAGAUUUAGUUUUAUGAAAUGUCAAGAAAUAAUAAUAAUAAUAAAGAAUAAGGUUGUAAA